This is a messenger RNA of Olea europaea var. sylvestris, 2973 nucleotides long. Its product is annotated as pyrophosphate-energized vacuolar membrane proton pump 1. Gene Ontology annotation, molecular function: inorganic diphosphate phosphatase activity; diphosphate hydrolysis-driven proton transmembrane transporter activity. Bases 325 to 2628 code for a protein of 767 amino acids. The transcript is spliced from 8 exons. NCBI's taxonomy places the organism in Eukaryota, Viridiplantae, Streptophyta, Magnoliopsida, Lamiales, Oleaceae. The record is from RefSeq and is a predicted model, not a curated record. Gene Ontology annotation, cellular component: membrane. Gene Ontology annotation, biological process: proton transmembrane transport.
UUUAUCAAGUGCGAAUCCCUGCUCUCGGGAGGGGUUAUCAUCCGAGUUGUCCAGUCUGAAUGUACAAACAGCAAAUUUUUUUAAGUAUUUUUCAAAACACUGCAGGUGCAUUUGAUCUUCCGUAGUCCUAUCACACUGUAGAACUCCACCUAUUUCCGGGAAUCUGAAAUCACUCCUACAAGUAUUAUAAAUGUUCGCUCAAAUCUCACUUUUCAAACCCUCCAUAUAGCCGUGACUGUUUCUCUCCAAAUUUUUGACUCACUUCCAUUGUCUUUUACUUUUUUAUUUCUAUUUAACAAAUUUUCGGCGAGGGUUCCGGCGAGAAUGGGGGCGGCGCUGCUGUCAGAUCUGGGGACGGAGAUCGCGAUCCCGGUGUGCGCAGUUAUUGGUAUAGUGUUUUCGCUCGUGCAGUGGUUCCUUGUUUCGCGUGUGAAGGUCUCACCGGAACACGCCGAGUUGUCUCUGGGAAGCAAAAAUGGCAAGAAUGGAUACAACGAUCACUUGAUAGAGGAAGAGGAAGGCAUCAACGACCAUAACGUCGUCGCGAAGUGCGCCGACAUUCAGAACGCCAUAUCCGAGGGUGCAACAUCUUUCUUAUUUACGGAGUAUCAAUAUGUUGGUAUUUUCAUGGUUGCUUUUGCAAUUCUCAUCUUUUUGUUCCUGGGCUCUGUGAAGGGUUUCAGCACAAAGAACCAGCCUUGCACCUACGACAAGGAAAAAUUGUGCAAGCCUGCUCUUGCAACUGCUAUCUUCAGCACCGUAUCCUUUUUGCUUGGUGCUGUCACUUCAGUGCUUUCUGGAUUUCUUGGGAUGAAAAUUGCUACAUAUGCAAAUGCAAGAACUACAUUGGAAGCCAGAAAAGGUGUCGGGAAAGCUUUCAUUACUGCAUUCAGAUCUGGUGCAGUCAUGGGUUUUCUCCUCGCUGCAAAUGGUCUCUUGGUGCUAUACAUUACCAUCAAUCUCUUCAAGCUGUACUAUGGUGACGACUGGGAAGGCCUCUUCGAGGCAAUAACUGGCUAUGGUCUUGGUGGAUCUUCCAUGGCUCUUUUUGGGAGAGUGGGAGGAGGUAUUUACACCAAGGCUGCUGAUGUUGGUGCUGAUCUUGUUGGGAAGGUUGAAAGGAACAUUCCAGAAGAUGAUCCCAGGAAUCCUGCCGUGAUUGCUGACAAUGUUGGUGAUAAUGUUGGGGAUAUUGCUGGAAUGGGGUCUGAUCUUUUUGGUUCAUAUGCAGAAUCAUCAUGUGCUGCUCUCGUGGUGGCUUCAAUCUCUUCUUUUGGAUUGACUCAUGACUUCACUUCAAUGUGUUAUCCACUGCUUAUUAGUUCCAUGGGAAUCCUUGUUUGCUUAAUUACCACCCUUUUUGCUACUGACUUUUUUGAAAUCAAGGCUGUCAAGGAAAUUGAACCAGCAUUGAAAAAUCAGCUUAUUAUUUCCACCGUUCUUAUGACUGUGGGAGUAGCAAUUGUUACCUGGACUUGCCUGCCGUCAUCCUUUACAAUUUUCAAUUUUGGUGUUCAAAAGGUGGUGAAGAACUGGCAGCUGUUCUUGUGUGUGUGUGUCGGGCUUUGGGCUGGACUUAUUAUUGGUUUCGUGACUGAGUACUAUACCAGCAAUGCUUACAGCCCCGUGCAAGAUGUUGCUGAUUCCUGCAGAACUGGUGCUGCAACCAAUGUAAUAUUUGGCCUUGCACUGGGAUACAAAUCGGUCAUCAUUCCUAUUUUUGCCAUUGCAAUUAGUAUUUUUGUUAGUUUCACUUUUGCUGCCAUGUACGGGAUAGCGGUUGCUGCCCUCGGAAUGCUUAGCACAAUUGCCACUGGGUUGGCCAUUGAUGCUUAUGGUCCCAUCAGUGACAACGCUGGAGGAAUUGCUGAGAUGGCUGGAAUGAGCCACAGGAUUCGUGAGAGAACUGAUGCCCUUGAUGCUGCUGGGAAUACCACUGCUGCUAUUGGAAAGGGAUUUGCCAUUGGAUCUGCUGCACUUGUGUCGUUAGCGCUAUUCGGUGCCUUUGUGAGUCGGGCAGAAAUUACUACAGUUGACGUCUUGACUCCUAAAGUGUUCAUCGGGUUGAUAGUUGGUGCUAUGCUUCCCUACUGGUUCUCUGCCAUGACAAUGAAGAGUGUGGGCAGUGCAGCUUUGAAAAUGGUCGAGGAAGUUCGUAGGCAGUUCAACACUAUUCCUGGUCUGAUGGAGGGUCACACCAAGCCCGAUUAUGCUACCUGUGUGAAGAUCUCAACUGAUGCAUCCCUCAGGGAGAUGAUUCCUCCUGGUGCCCUUGUCAUGCUUACACCUCUAAUUGUCGGAAUCUUCUUUGGAGUUGAGACCUUGUCUGGAGUUCUUGCCGGUUCUCUUGUAUCUGGUGUACAAGUAGCAAUAUCUGCAUCGAACACUGGUGGUGCGUGGGACAAUGCCAAGAAGUAUAUUGAGGCUGGUGCUUCUGAGCAUGCAAGGACUCUUGGGCCGAAGGGAUCCGACCCACACAAAGCAGCUGUUAUUGGUGACACCAUUGGGGAUCCUCUCAAGGACACUUCGGGCCCUUCACUCAACAUUCUUAUAAAGCUCAUGGCAGUUGAGUCGCUUGUGUUCGCUCCCUUCUUUGCCACCCACGGUGGACUUCUUUUUAAGAUCUGAGGUACGAAAAUGCCCAGGGAAAUUAAGGGAAAGGACGUCAUUCUACUUCAGAAUAUCAUACAUUUGUCGUCUCACUACUCUUUUCUAUGUUUUAAGUUAGCUGGUAUCUGGAAUUUUAUUUUAGAUGAGCUGAUGAUGAUGAUGAUAAUUGUAAUGAUAAGUGCAAUGGUGUGGUGUGGUGUGAAUUGGCGAUCUUAUCAUAGGAUAGCUAAGUUCAAAUUUUCAGGACGAUUAGUAUCGUUUGUUUUCCCUAUAACCCUAUUAAUUUUUGUUUCAAGGACUUCUGAGUUUAAAUUUUGGUGGGGGUGAAGAAGGAUGUCAAUCUCAUCAUCGUUCGUUACUGUC